GCCGGGGGAAGCCGUGAGUCGCAGCUGGGAGAACGGCGCGUCGCUGGCGGAGCCGUCUGUCUCUGGGUUCGCCGUUUCGCAGCGAAUGGACCACAGCCGGGGCACAUCCGAGCAGUGCGCGCGUGUGAGGUGGUAGUGUGUCUCCGGAUCCGUAUCCGGUCUGCCUGCUGAGGAGAGCACGGGAUCCCGAGAGUAUGCGCACAGCGAAGCCUGAGUAGACGACGCGGUGCUGCGACUACGACUGCACACGCUGCGCGUUCAUCAAUCCAGGCAGUCACGUCCACACCUCCCCAAUGGCGGCCGUGGUGCAAGCCACUCUCGUGUCGCUGCUGCUUGCCGUCGCGUAUACCAGCGUCCCGCCAGAUGCCACGCCGAGCAGUGCGCAGCUGGCCACUCAGGAGCCGACGCUGAAGCUGCCGACAGCUGCAGGUCCCGGAGUCCAGGAAGUCCCGCGGCUGACAGCGCAGGGGACGAUGCUGAAGCUGCCGACAGCUGCAGGUCCCGGAGUCCAUGAAGGCCCGCGGCUGACCACUCAGGAGCCGACGCUGAAGCUGCCGACAGCUGCAGGUCCCGGAGUCCAGGAAGUCCCGCAGCUGACAGCUCAGGGGACGACCCGGGAGUCAUCGCCGGACCAGGAGCUGACAAACCUGGAGCCAGCGGCAGGUCAGGAGAGUCAAGAGGACCCGCAACGGCCCGAGCACGGGCGUGACGUAAACCAGGAUUCCUCGGAGGAACGCAUCCUGUCGGAUGGUGAGCCAGAGCUGGAGGUCGAUCCGCUUCAUACCGAGCUCGGCGUGCAGAUUUCCGAGAAAGGGAUUGAAGAAACCAGCUGGCCAGAACUCAAUCCUGAAGGCGAUGUUGAAGCAGAUAACCCCCCAGCUGCUCCAGACCGUAUCCCAGAACCGAUUGAUAAGAUACAGGCAAGCCGGGGGCUCACGCCGUCGGGAGAGGCCGGUCUCGAGAUUGGCGACGAGCCUGCGUCGGAGCGCCGGCAGCCAGCGGUGCAGAAGGCCGCUCAAGCUGACCCGGAUGUGACCGAGCUCGACGUACAGGCCCAGCCGGCGUCUCGCCAGGACCACCUCGAGCCCGGCAUCGGCCUGCAGCCCGGCCUGAGAGCUGCUGGGGGUGCCGACGUGGCUGAACGCCGGCUUCAGUCGGCCCCGAGCGUCCCGCAGGAUCACGAGCCGAGGGAGCUGGAGCGGUCCGACCCCGUCUCGCUCGUCAGCCGACCGGUGUCCUUCACGGUUCGAGUCGGGGGCUCGCUCACCCUGCCCUGCCGACGGCGGUCCGCAGACGGCGCGCGCAGUCUGGCGUGGCUGCAUGAGGGCAGGUUCCUGGUGAGCAGCGGGACGCCGGUGUCGCAGGACCUGCGGUACAGCCUGCUGCCCGACGCCGGACUGCGUGUCACGAACGCCGGGCCACAGGACAACGGCACCUUCACCUGCAAAGUGUACGGCGAUGCCGGCCAUUUCCAGGCCUUUGCUCACCGCGUCCAUGUGCUGGGCAAGGCGAGAGAGAACGCACAGCUGGAGGCGCCCCUGGAGGUGGUCACCCGGCCGGGGAGCGGCGUGAGCGUGGUGCAGAGGGGUCACCCAGCGACGCUCGCUUGUCUGGUGACCGGCGACCCCUCAGCGACCGUCGUCUGGACCAAGGAGGAGGGAAGUCUGCCGUACGGGGAGACAGACCUGCACGGGGCCCGUCUGGAGAUCGGCGAGGUGGACCGUUCCCACGGCGGCACGUACGUCUGCACCGCGCGGUCUGCCGACAACAGGACGGCGGUGCACCGGCUCCGCCUCGAGGUCGAAUUCGCCCCGGAGGUCGUCUCCCCUGAGCCGGUGGUCUACUCGGGAGAGGGACGUCACGUGGUGCUCCGCUGUCACGUGUUCGCGCACCCGCCUGCACAGGUGACGUGGCUGAGGGCGAGCGGCCGGCCUCUGGAGCCGGACCGGCACGUGACGACCAGUGACGGCGAGCGGUUCCGCCUGGCCAUGCGCGUGACGACCGGUGACCUGGACACGUACCUAUGCGUCGCCACCAGCCCACUGGGCGUCGGCCAGGCCUCCGUGCAGCUGACGGGGCGUCCGGGACAGGCCGUCGUGACCUCUCCCGCCCAGGGUCAGCGGAGCACGACCUACGGCCUGGCCUGGCGGGUACGGAGCCUCUCGCCCCUGCUCGCCUACAAGCUGCUGUACCGCAAGCACCAGGUCAAGCCGGGAGCGACGGCGAAGUCGCGGCCAGCCGGCGCCUGGCUGGAGGCGGUGAUCCCGCUGGAGCCGCGGCCAGCCGGCGCCGGGGACGUGUACCGGCACCAGUACACCAUCGGCCGGCUGCAGCCGGGCACCUGGUACGAGGCGCUCGUGCUGGCCGGCACGCGGCACGGCUGGGGCGCCCCGGAGUCGGCGUUCCUGUUCCGCACGGCGCCCGACGUCGACACUGAAGCAGCGAAGACACUCCGGAGCAGCCGCCACGAAGCUGGUGGCGCCGGCGGGGAUUCUGCGUCAUCUAUGCGUGCCGGAGCUGCGACCUUCCUGAUCGCCGCCUUGAUGGCCUUGCUAAACAUCUGACAUAACGGGCCCGACCACCGGUGGAGUCGAGAUUGAGCAGGUCUCUUCGGCGUGCUCUCCGGCGCCGUGACAGCAGCAGGCGUGUCCAGACUCCAGUCUCGACUGCGGCAGACGCUCUGCGCUGACAGCCGGUAGCAGUCUCACACUGCGCGGGACGUCCUCGACUCGCCGCUGGGACGUCAGGUGGCGGUACGGCCCGCUUCGCUGCGUCCGCCCGAUUGCUGUGCCAUGCGCGGAUGGAGCGUUAGCCCGGCCCCGCGGUGAGCGGGCGGCGCGC
Pollicipes pollicipes is the source of this 2841-nucleotide messenger RNA. RefSeq names its product hemicentin-2. Gene Ontology annotation, cellular component: neuronal cell body; plasma membrane; axon. NCBI's taxonomy places the organism in Eukaryota, Metazoa, Arthropoda, Thecostraca, Pollicipedomorpha, Pollicipedidae. The transcript has 12 exons. Gene Ontology annotation, molecular function: axon guidance receptor activity; protein binding. Bases 294 to 2564 code for a protein of 756 amino acids. Gene Ontology annotation, biological process: homophilic cell-cell adhesion; synapse organization. The record is from RefSeq and is a predicted model, not a curated record.